Brugia pahangi is the source of this 246-nucleotide messenger RNA. NCBI's taxonomy places the organism in Eukaryota, Metazoa, Nematoda, Chromadorea, Rhabditida, Onchocercidae. The record is from the annotation of a GenBank genome assembly.
AUGGAUGAAUUUGAUGAAGAUAUUGAACUUAUGCGAGAUAGUAUCAUUUCUAUUGAAAGUUCAUCGUGGAAUAUCAUCACAGAUGAUGAAAGAGCUAUACUAAGCGGACUUUUAGAGUUAGGAUGCAUUAAUGAAACAAUGCUACCGUGGAACAGUGGUCGACCACUUCUGAUUAAAAUUUUUUGGAUAACUAGGGCUCAGAAUGUUACUCAACUUCUCGGCUUUGAAGUCUUGCGAGAAACUUAA